AUGUUUCAAAUAAAUAGCAAUAAGAGUCCUGGACCAGAUGGAUAUGGAAGUGGUUUUUACAAUGCAUCUUGGAAGAUAGUAGGACAGGAUGUUACAGAAGCAGUGAUGGAGUUCUUUCAGAAUGGAAAGUUGCUUAAGUAUCUCAAUUCAACUAUUAUAGCACUCAUUCCAAAUGUGGAAGUUCCAGAAGAAGCUAGUCAAUAUAGACCAAUUUCAUGUUAUAAUGUGUUAUAUAAAUGCAUUUCGAAACUGAAAAUCAAUCAGCCCUUGUCUAGGGAAGAUCUACGUUGCACAAAGAGCAUUAAUGGGCUUUGGUUUUUCAGGAAGAGAGGUCUCAGGCAAGGGAAUCCUAUUUCCCCCCUACUAUUUGUCAUAGUGAUGGAGUAUCUAUCUAAAAUACUGAAGACAGUUAGUAUGUUACCAGAUUUCAAGUAUCAUCCUCCCAUGUGUAAGCCUAUGAAACUUACUCACCUUAUCCUUGCGGAUGACUUGAUUAUUUUUUGCAAAGGGAAUGAGAGUUCAGUAAAUAGAAUCAUGGAGGCACUAAGUCACUUUAGUGAUGUUACUGGAUUGGUUGCAAAUAUGGAAACGUCAAGUAUUUUCAUGGCUGGGAUAGAUGACAGCACACAAGAAAAACUACUGGCUAGAACAAGUUUCACUUUUGGAACCCUUCCUAUCAAGUAUUUAGGCCUUCCCAUUUCUCCACAAAAGUGGAACAAACUGGAUUAUCAUAUGCUGGUGGAAAAGAUCACAUAG
Molecule: messenger RNA, 756 nt
Organism: Nicotiana attenuata
Lineage: Eukaryota; Viridiplantae; Streptophyta; Magnoliopsida; Solanales; Solanaceae
Exons: 4
Coding region: 1-756 (251 amino acids)
Source: RefSeq, a predicted model, not a curated record